Pristis pectinata (smalltooth sawfish) is the source of this 1612-nucleotide messenger RNA. It is a transcript of the gene tmem221, whose product is annotated as transmembrane protein 221. The transcript has 4 exons. Lineage: Eukaryota; Metazoa; Chordata; Chondrichthyes; Rhinopristiformes; Pristidae. Bases 322 to 1185 code for a protein of 287 amino acids. The record is from RefSeq and is a predicted model, not a curated record.
GGCUUCAAAUGCAGAAUAAAGCGUAAAAUAUAAAGAGGCAGUUUUAAAAUGUCUGAAAACAAUACUAGAAAACUACAAAGUGUAACGGCCCCGGUUUGGAGCAGACUGGGUGGUCUGGCUCGGAGAUGAGACAGUGAACGGUUCCCGGUCCCGGGGGAGGUUCACGACACGUUCGCCGCUCCUCUUGGUGAAGCAGAUCGGCCGUGUCAAUGCCACGGAACGCUCCGCACACUCGCGUUAACCGGAGCUGAGAUGGUCGGCCGGGAGUGAAGCGGGGAGCAGAGGCCGGGCCGGGCCGGGCCGUGCCGGAGCCGCGCGGAGAUGCAGCGAGGCGGCGGGAGGACGCCGGUGUCCCCGGGGGCCGUGGGCCUGUCCCCGGACCGCUGCCUGGCCGCCCUGCUCUCGCUCGCAGCUCUGGCGGCCCUCAUGACUCUGCCGCCCGCCUCUCUCCUGCUGCAGCCGCCGGGACCCCCGCUGUCUCCCGUGCCCGCCGGGGCCGCCCGCCUGCUGCGCCUCGUCGCUCGGGGCCUCGCGUCUCUGUCGGUGUCGCUGCACCUGUGCUGCCUGCUCCUCGCCCUGCUCCACGGGCACCUGGCGGCCGAGCUCCGGGGAGCCGACGGACAACCGGACAGGGCGGGCUGGCUUCUCCUGAACAGCCGAUCUUCUCGACACCUGGCUCUCACUGCGUUCUGUCUGGGCGUCAUUGUGUACUCUGCAGCUCUCUGCAUCCACGUGCUGCUGGAGUUUGAGAAGGAGAGUGCGAUCACAAGCGCCAGUAUCCUUGGGGUGGGAGUGCUGGCGGUCGCCAUCAUCGUCAUCCAGGCACUGGUGAAGGCCUGUCGAGCAGGCAGGACUGGGAUCCCAGAGCGAGCUGGCACCCUGUUUGAGAACAGCUGCCCCCCGAGAGGCAGGUACCUGGAGCCCGAGCGUUUGGAUCACAUGGAGGACAAGGAGUCAUCGCGCGUGCCUGCCUUCCGCAAGGAGACAGCCUACGAGCGAUAUCGGGAGCAGAAGGCCUUCUAUGUGGCCACCUCGGCCAGCCGGAAUGGGUACGGGCGCUCGCAGGCACAGCCAGCUGCCCGCGGUCUGCCGUCCACUGGAUCCUGGGACGGAGUCACCCACGAAAUGAGGCGUGUGCUGGCCCGCAAGGGAACAGUCUGCAGGAGGGACUCCACCCUGGUCUGAGCCCUGAUCGCCAGCACAGGCUGGGCUCGGUAAGCUGGAGGCAACACCGGCAUCAGUCUGCCCCAGCGGGGCAUCAGUGUGCGCCCGUUAGUAACAGACUCCUUAUUCCUCGCUCUCCAACUCACAGAAUGAGGUUAUCUGCAAACCAACAACGCAUCUGCCAGCCCAGAACCACAAUCUCUCCUUAACCAAGGGCUGAGGAAGGAGCAGGGAAUGGGAAUUGGGAUCAGUCGUGAUCAGGAAAGAGGGGAAGGAAGACCAGGAGGGGAAAUAAAAUGACAGGAAAAUUAAAAUUUUAAAACAUCUAACAACAUUUUCUACCGUUAGGAAUGAGAGUUUGUAGAUUUAAAGUGUUUUUUCACUAGGCUGUAGAGGUUGUGUGCCUUUGAGCACAAAUUUCUUCAUUAAAAGUUAUUUACAAAAUUGU